This is a messenger RNA of Paramuricea clavata, 3889 nucleotides long. NCBI's taxonomy places the organism in Eukaryota, Metazoa, Cnidaria, Anthozoa, Malacalcyonacea, Plexauridae. The record is from the annotation of a GenBank genome assembly.
AUGGCUGAUAACCUCGAAAGUUUGAUUGAAAAAGGUAACUAUAUUUAUAGGCUUAAGGCCUGAUUACAUGGAGAGUUUGAGCCCAGUUUCCCGGGUUGAAUUUUCAGCCCGACCUAAGCCUAAGGGUAAAAUCUUGUUAAAACACAGCAAGCGAUUACAUGCCUUUCAACUAUCAGACGAUAAGUGUUUCAAACUAUCCUUUCCAGAUUAAUACAAAAUAGUCAUUGAGCUGAAAGAAAUGGGUAUUACCGUAAACCUCCGAUUAUAAACCCCCGAAUAUAAGCGCACUAUACAGGUAUAUAAUACUCUUGCACUAAAAAAAUUCAAGCAGUGUGUAUUUAAAUUAUAUAAAGUAUUAAUUUUACAAAACACUUGAAUGUUCGUCCUGAUUUUUGAACGUUUCAUUACUGUAUUACGCUUAUUAUUUUUUGUUUAUUUUCGUAUUUAUAAUUAACAAUAAAUUCUUGUUUACCAUUAACACAAAAUGUCGUCCACCCCCCACCUCUAUAUAAACCCCCGCCCGUAUAUAAGCCCAUAAAAAAACGCUUUAUACGAACUUAUAUAAGCCCAGGGCUUAUAAUUGUAUAAUAUAAACCCAGGGCUUAUAAUUGGAGGUUGGUAUGUGUGAAUGUUAUUGUGUGAACUAAAUAAAUUGCAGACAUAUGCAAUAGCAAACCUGUUGUUUUUUCACAAAAUUAAUGUUUUGACAUGGGGUAAAAUUAGCCCUGUUUAAUUAACAGCGCGCUAAUAAUACAUUAAAUGGAAUCCAAAACGACCGUCGGAGCAAUUAAUUGUACAACAGCUCGCAUUUUAAAAGCAGUGGCAAGCAUUUACACAUUCGCACAAUAACGAAAUGUUCCGGUCAAUGUAUGUAUUUAAUUUCUUUAGAGACGCUAUCCUCAUCAGCUAUAGCCUAUACGGCUGAUUUUCAUGAGGGGCGUCUAUUUAGCUAUUACAAGUAUAUAAAAAUGAAGAAAAAUUACUAAUUAACCCACAGACCCAAUAGAAUAUUACCUAACCUGAGUAUCAGGCCGUACUUUUUAGGGCACAGGCACGCUUGAUCGCGGGCGAAGGGGAGAAAAGUACGGCCUGACACAAAAGCGGCAUUUUGCCUGGUUAUUCAGUCCAGAAUCUGGACUGACCGCUGAUUGGCCGAUUAAACAAACGAUUUUUUAAAUCUGUCAUUUGAUUGGCUGGCGCUAAUUAGAUUAUACUAUUGUUGUUGAUAUAUUUUAUAGCCGGCCCACUAAACGGCUGAAUUUAAAUUAAAACUGCAGUAAAAUUAGAAAAUAAUCGCAAAUUAGCGAAAUAUAUUGCAAAUGUAGCUUAUAUUAAAUCGCCAUCAGAUUGCACUAUCGACUAACUGACGUAUAGUUAUAAAGUAUACUUUUAUAUACUUUAUAAUUAUACGUCAGUUUGUUGAUAAAUACGGCAAGCGCCAUGUAAAGCUCAUUGUAGUCACGGAAACCUCUGCGGAGGAGAGAGCAAUCGGGUGGCGAUUUAAUAUAAGCUACAUUUGCAAUAUAUUUCGCUAAUUUGUGAUUAUUUUUGUUAAUUUUAUAAGUUCAUUGCAGUUUUAAUUUAAAUUCAGCCGUUUUAAUAGUGGGCUGCUAUGCUAUAAUUAGAUUGUUGUUGUCGUUGUGUUAAAUUUAAAUUUCUCCUGCGACAUUUUGAUUGGAUACUAAAUAUAAACUUUGCUGUGGGCGGAAACGCCGGAAAGCGAUCAGGUUAAAUUUUGUGUCAGGCUCUAUUUGUAAAAUAGAGCCUGAUACUCAGGUUAAAUAUUACCCAGAACAUAAUGUGUAGUUACAAAUGGAAUAACAAUUAAAAACAAGAUUCAAAUAAGUCUUUUGAAACAAGAAUGUUUCGUCCUUGAAUCUAGACGGCGGAUACAUCAAACGAUGAUUCGUUUGCUAGACUGCGAGCGAUCCCUGCUUUCCGCUCGUUUAUAUUCCCGGGCGUGCGAGGGGAAACGAGGGACUGCCGACAUUCGACAACACAUCAAGAAACGAAAUACGACCACUUUUCCCAACAGAUACAGUUAAUUCAAAAAAGGUUGUCCUUUGCAAACCUUAAACUCUAAACCUUACACUCUAAGCGCGCAAAGCUUAAUGGGAGCACAAGUUUCAAGCUUAGUAGUUGAAUAUUGCAGCUAUUUGUGAGUGAAUUGUUCUCGUAGGGAGAUAUUUACCAUGCUUCUAAGAAAUGCCCCCAUAUAUGAUUUCUAAACUGAUUAAAUGAUGCUCCCAUUAUGCUUUGCACGCUUAGAGAUUAACCUCCAGACCCCCAAUUCCCUACUAGUAAAGAUAGGCAAUUCUAACUGGGCUUCCGCUGGGGAACGCCUCGAAGCGAAAUUUGGAAUUUUAGAACUCUCGCGAUAUGUGAUUUAAGACAUCAUUUAGAACAUGUGCAACGCCUGGUAAUAAUUGCACAAUACAAUAUCCUAUUUACUUUUUUCAAAUUUCACAACAGAUUUAAACAUGAUCUACUCUUGACGAAAUAAUUUUACGACUAAGUAUUUCACGACUGUAUAAUCUUUUUGAAUAUUUUAACAUAGCCUUCUUUCUAAACAUUUUCUAGGAAGGUCAAAAUUGGGGCUGACUGAUAAUUUAAAUUAUAAGGUCUUUGAUGAAAGUGAUGGGACAGAGAUAGAUGAUGAUGAAUGCUUGGUCGAGUAUGCCAAACUAGGCGGUACAAUAGUAAUUGGCGUCCAAUGGGAACCUGUUGCCACCAAUGUUCCUACACCUGUUGCCACGACAGUUUCUUCAUUUGUUGCCACGACUGCUGCUGCAUCUGUUGUUUCCACGACUGUUCCCAUGACUGCGGCCACGACUGUUCCUAUGACUGCUGCCACGACUGUUCCUACAUCAUUGGAAAGUUGGCAAGUCGAUGAUGUUUUCGCCUCCAUGCCUAAUAGACAAUGGACUCCGGAUGACGACGUGCUUGAGUUUCAUGGUAUUGGUGAUGAUAUAUCUUUGGCAACAACAAGCGCCAUCUUAUGCGAAGAACAGGGACUAGUGAACCCAACUGAUGGCGAUAGUGCUGGUGAACGUUCGGACAUCACUAUAACUGGAAAAAAAGAGCCUUCAAAUCUCAAACGAUCAAUCUUCGAAGAAAUAUUGACUGAAAGAAAAAAAGCAAAAAGCGAUGGUAAGCAUAUUAGUAUGGCAUAUAAACUUAUUUUUAAACCUAUUUUUUCCAAGUAAAAAUAAAACUGAUGAAUGUGGUACACUGAUCUUUAAUAUAUUUUGAAAUUUUAGAUGAGCAAUCGCAACAUGAGAAACCAUCGAUCGUGUCGAGGCUAAUGGGUGAUAGGUAUCGCCAUGCAAGACAAAAGGGGUUAAAAAUUUAUGAAAAAAAAGAAAUCGAAGCAGCAAAGUCCGAUCUUGAGAGAAUGAGAAGACUGUUUUGGAAUGAGAAAUGUGAACAGUUAAGUACUCGUUCUGAAACUGCCAAUCAAGAAAAAUACGCAAUUAUUGGUAUAAUAGACGUCGCUUGGACUUUGCGAAAAACAGCAUUACUGGAAGAAGAGUCUAGGAAAUUAGAAAUGGACGAACAAGAAUUGUUCGGUGCCGACGAAUGUCUGCUAAGUACAUCAUUGCCUGGAAGGGGGAAACAAAAAGCGUCAACUAUUCCUCACAACAUCGAUCGAAUGAAUAUCAUCAGCGAGAAUUUUUUGCAAGUUGAUAGAGAAAUGACCAAUUGCAAGAAAAAACUCCAACAUGCUGAUGCGAUUGAGAAAAAAAAAUUAAAUGAGCGACUGAAACAAUUAAAGAUAAGACUUGAUGGUUCAUACACCGAACUAAAACGCGCACAAGAUGCACUAUCUAAAGCACUAAAGCACAAAAGAGACACACUGAAUCUUCGUUUGAAAAACAAAGAUAAUUAA